Messenger RNA from Doryrhamphus excisus (bluestripe pipefish), 5471 nucleotides. Lineage: Eukaryota; Metazoa; Chordata; Actinopteri; Syngnathiformes; Syngnathidae. The record is from RefSeq and is a predicted model, not a curated record.
AAUUUGUCGCGUCUGUCACGAGACAUACGGCCACCUACGUAUAAAGAGCUCCGCUUGUCGGGACGAGACACUACUGACUUAUUGAUCUGAUGUGAAGGACGGGUAUUCCUUUGUCACGGCAAUGAUUUGGGGAAUGGUAUUAUAAGAGGAGGAAGAGGUUUCCACUCCAAUCUGUAUUGUUAGUAAUGCGGUGCAGCCCAGAAGAAAAAGUCCAUCAAAAAGGGAGAAAAGAGACUCAUUCGUCAUGUCCACCAAACUUGUAAAGAGGCUGAGCAGCAAAAGAAAAAAGCCCCUAAAGGACCACAGCAAGUAUGAACUUCUCACCACACUUGGCCUGGAGGCUUUCUAUCCUUCUCAACUGGACCCAGCAUCAAUACUGGACCUCAGUACCUGGACGUUGGAGAACCAAGAACCCCAAGGAGCCAGAGAUCUGCCACAGUCAUUCCUUCAAAGGCUUUGGCUGCUUUGCCCAGAUGCUCGGAGUCCUUCCUGCAAGGAUCGUUCUGAUGUUACCGGAUUAAGUCUUUCUACUUCAAUCAGUCCUCUUGAUGUGGUGUCAGCUGUCUUUAUGUGUGCCAACCCUUUCCUCCAGCAGGAGAUGGUAGCACGCAUGAUCCAGUGUCAGUUUGCUGUGCCUUUGAUACUUCCUCACAUGGAUGCAGAAGAGCCGAGCACCUUCCUGCUUUGGCCUUUGAGAGGUGUUGUGAAGCAAUGGAGGACUAAAGGUAGUGUCCAGGAAGCAGUUUUGGCAAGCACGUCCAUGCCAGUGAUCACAUGUUUAAGGCUUGGCAGCUGCAGGAUCUCCAAGUCUGAGGUGCUAAACCACAUCAUCGGUAGUCAAACAUUUCUUCACAGAGGGACGCAAGAGGGAGAACAACCUCGAAGGCUCUCCAACGGUCUUGUGGAGAUCGGAUGGUAUCUUCCCACGGGAGACCCGAACAGAGACAUUUUCCCUGUCCCUGUGGUCUUGUCUAACCUCAGAGGAGAUGCAAGCAAGCAUGAAAAAACUCUCCACCUCCUCUGCCAAUCAUCUGCAACUGUGCUUGUGUUCUGUAAAAAUCUAAAAGACAAAGAGAAGCAACUCCUCGCUUCUUGCAAGGAUACAACCAAACUCAUUUUGAUUGACCUCUCAGAGACUGAAAUCACAGAGGACAGAACGGUGGGCUUUCUGGAUCCGAACCUUCAGGAGGAGCUGGGUCUUCCUGAUGAAUCAGUCCUGUCAGGAGCUUCCUUGAAUGCCGAGAACUUAGCAAAUAUAUUGUGUGGUGUUGUUAAACGUUUGCUACCAGGCCUAAGACUUACGACACUCGAGGCCGCCUCCGAGUUAGCAGUGGAGCAGGGGCUUCAAUGUGAUGAAGACACGCUGUGUAAAAAGUCAAUGGACAGAGCAGAAGAAGUUUUGAAACAUCUCAGAGAGGAGCCUGCUCUCUUUAGGGAGAGGCAGCUGCCUUUGCAGGGCGUUUCAUGGAGCAGGUUGGCUCAAAUUGACAAAGAGGAAAGUAAAAAGGACAAAGACGCUGCCUCACAUUUGCAAAAAGAAAAGAAGGACAUCUCAGCAAGUCUUACCAGCUACAAAAUGACUCCCUCAAUGAAGAGCUUCACAGAUGCCCUUUUAAGCACUGAUAAAGCAGAGAAGAUGUAUUUCCUUUGUUGGAUGAGAGUGAAACUUAGACUGCUGCAAAUGCAACAGCAAAUCAAAGUGGAAGAUCUGAUAAAACAGCAGACUGAAGAGAACAAAGACAUUCCUGAGCAACCUGUGCUACCAAACGGAGCCAGUGAUACCAGCGAUGAUAGUUUCUGCACAGAUUCAACGUUUGAGGACGAGGAAGUGGUGCAGUUUAUAGAUUCCCAUCUGGAAGUUCCCAAAUCAGAGAGUCAAGUAAGCUUGAAGCACAUUUUGCAAAGUGACAAGGAUGAAGGAUCGGAGUCUCUGCACUUGUCAAGUGAAAAAGAGUCAGUCGCCAGUGAAGAGAUUCUUGACAAUAAUAUCGCUUUAAAUCCAGUGCUCAGAGAAAAUGGAAACUUUGGUGUUCAUGGAAAUGACGAGACGUCUUCUACCGAACAGGAAAUUAACCAAAGUUCAUCCGUUGGCAGUCUGGAAGUCACAUCUACAGAACCAAUUCAACCUUUACCGUUUUUUCUGGGUCUUGAGCACUUUUUGCGUGAGAUGGGCCUCGUUUUUGAACUCACCAACAUCCACGGCCACAACGUGGCGCGACUCCCAAAUAUUGCUGCUGACUUACUCCUCAACGGGAUACCCCUGGAACUCAUGGAUGGAGACGCCUCCAAUGUUCCCAUGCGUUGGCUCAGCAGUGUGUUUGCAGAGGUCAAACGGCGCCUUCCUCGAGAGCGCUACAGGACGCUAACCAGCCUCGGAGUGCACCAUGCAAGAAAUGAUGAGAUUCUCUCAGCAUUAUUUAGCGUGAAAUUCCCAAAUCAGUCUAAAAGCUCUACAAGAGGCAUCUACCUCGUUAUCCUACGGCUGCCGUCUGAGCUUAAAAAGAAGCUGAACUGUGAUUGUCUCAUGCUAAUUGACGUUGAGGGUCUUUGCUCAAUGCCUCCCGAUCCAGAAAAGAAGUACCAGAUCUGUGAUAAUGAAAUGGCGACUGUUGCAACAGGACUCGGUGAUGUCUUGUUGCAAAAUCUCUACUCAAGUGGAGCCUCAGAGUUUGAGGCGAGCCUCACUGUUGCAGUCAAUGCUCUACUGCGUAUCAAAGAAUGCGGCUCCAUGCCCAUCUGCAAAGUUUUGGUCCAAGACGAAGGCAUUAAUACCAUAUUAGAGGCCACUCAAUUACAACGUGUAUCUGACCUUCUGCAGAAAGGAGAAAAAGAUAACGUAGUGACACAUAACACAAAGACCAAAAGAACAAGCAGCUACUAUGUCAAGCCUUGGUACAACGAGCCCCUUUCGGUUGAUCCGCAUCAUAGUGAAGCUGUGCUGAAGGUAAAGCGUACCCUCUUUGGAGCACUGAAGGCUCAAUCACAAACAUCUGGUUUAUCUGAAUUUAUGAGCCGUCUGAGUUCCGUUUGGGAGGCCGUCAAAGCAGAAUCCUUCUUUGUUAGUCUGCAAGAAACAGGCGUGGCCUUAGCUUUCUCUAUAUUUUGCACAGAGCUCUCUCAGUGGGAGGACGACCUCAUGGAACACAUGGAAUGCUGGAUUAAGAACGCGACCAAGAAAAUCUCCUGCACCAAGCCAGAAGCGAUGGAACCUUCCUGUCAGAAUGACCUCCUGCGUCAACUGAAGGAUGAAGCCAAAGAGGAGGUCAAAGUUGAAGUCAAUAAGCACCAGGCAAGAGUGAAGGCCCACUUGAUGGGAAACAAGCAGCUGAACGCCUAUGCUAAAAUGCUGAAACCAAUCCUCACGAGUAGCAUGAAUGAGCUCCAAGAGGAACUGACGAGAAUGAUGAUGAAAAAGUUGGACAGAAUCAAUGAGAACCACUGUUAUUACUCUCAGCUCAACAGAAUAGAAACCAUAUUGGAAGAUGCGCAAAACACUAAGCUUCAUGCCCUGUUAGAGUGCAGUAAAUCCAAAAAACAUCUCUUUGAAGACGCAGAACUCGAAAAUGAAUUUGAGGGAAUGUGGAAUAAAGCAUUAUCCACCUUUGAAUUCAGGCUUUCGGAUAAAGAUGAUAUCACCAAAAGGGUGAUGAUGAUUCUGAAAGAUAACCUCAUGCAUCACGGUCUCCAAAAGCACUUGAAUAAGCUCACAGGCAUCGGCCAAAAUCAGACCACGUGCUUCCGAGUAGAUGAUCAGUACUUUGGAUACCGCAGCAGAAUGAAAAACAUGUUUGAAGACAAGAACAAUCCACAGAAAAGCAAAGCCCAGGAGCUUGCACAUAACAUCAUAGAGAACUACAAGGAGUUUGUUGCGGAAAAAGCCAGUUUAUUGCAACAUUUCUCUGACAGCGCCAUUACUGAGCUCUUAGACAUUGUUGAUAAAGCUUUGAAAGAAACACCACUGGAAACCAGGACGGCCUUUGAGGUGGAUCUGAAAGUCUUCCUGUGUAACGCUGCCUGCAGUGACUUCCAAAAACUCCACGACCGCUACGCCAAGGAUAAAGAACUUUUAAUGACCAUCAACGCAAAAAAACACAUACUCAUGGCAAAAUUCAUUUAUCAGUUCCGGAAAAGAGACCAAAGUCAGAGGUUGGCUCACCGAUUCUUGUCGGACAUCAUCACGCCUACGGUGAUGGAUUACAUCUAUAAACCUUUAGGGAUGCAAAUUGUGGACGAUAUCCAAAGUAGCGCCCCCCAGUAUCUAUCACCGCAGGCUUUCCACAAGAGUUUACUAGAGGAGCUCAUCAAGGAAGACCAGUUUGAAAACUUCAUGGAAUACUUACUCUCCUAUGACUCCUUCAGGCAGAGGAAAAUCAAGGAAGCGGUGGCAGUUCACUUACUGGAGUCGAACGUAAACACAUGGAGGCUCCAGAGACUUGGCGAAAUCAUCGGAAAGAUCGCAGCAGCCGUGAGCCAAAUGGCGGAAGGCACCAGCGGAGUGCUCAGCGACACCAAGCCACUACUGGAGAGAGUGUGCUUCACCCUGGAGGCAGACGGAGAUGUGAGUGUCCCUUGGGCGUCCCUGAACGGACCGUUUUAUAGCAUCACCACAGAAUGGGAUCGCUUCAUCACAUGUUUCAUGGAGUUGCUGGCGGGUAUGCGGUUGGAGCUGGCCCAGGAGUUCUCCCACAAUGCGGAUAGCAGCCAGCUUCUUCAGUGCCUUCCCUGUCAACCAAGCGACUUGCUCUUCAGCAGGGUGAAAGGCUGUGAUGCCGUGUGUCCUGUGUGCAGAACGCCAUGCGGAGAGGAGCAAACCAGACAUGAGCUUCACAGGUCCUCCCAUCACAGGCCCAAAUACCUGUGUUCUUCUACUUCUCUGUCCCAUAACACCUCCCCUGAAAGUAUAACUCCAGCUGACAUGGACCCACAAGAUGGCGGUGCAUCCUGCUGGGAGCUCCAUGCCCUCCAUCCAGACUGGAAUAUUUCCCCUGAGGAGACACCGAGUCCGUACUGGAGGUAUGUGUCAGCAAGAAUGAAUGAAAGGUUUGCAAAGGAACAACAGCAGCAGCCUGCAAAGAUUCCAGACGAGUGGAGGAUGAUCACACAGCAGGAGGCCUUGGACAGUCUAUGUCUGGGGUCUCAAACAUAAUUUACUUGGGGACUGCUGGAGUGAGAAAAAGCAAUCACAACUUCAAUUGCCUGCCGCAGAGCUGGGGCUCGCUAUCUGGCCUUUGACUGAACGUCCCUGCUUCAAGCCGUCUGAAAUGGCUUCAGGAGAAGGAGAACUUUUGGGAUCUGAAGUUGGGAUCUCAAGUGGCCCAUUGUCAUCACACAUACAGUACAUUAUUAUCAUUUGACAUUGGGCUGUAAAGGGGAUUUUUUUCAUGCAUUUUAAGUGAAUGUAUUUUUGCCUAAUGUAUGUAUGUAUGUAUGUUGUUUUUUAUAUACAAUACAUAUUUAAAGGGGGCCUAUUA